UUUUUAAGGUUACCAUCGCACACUUAGAGACAACUUACACUAGUGACGAACAGUGCCAACUUCACACGCACAUGUUUCAAGCAACAAAUUCGUACCGUGGAUGAGGUGUAUGCGUGCAUGUGCUGUAUGUUCCCAAUGCAAGAGGUAUAGCAUACAGCAGAAAACCUGAAACCAUGAAGCAAGGCAGCAGAGUGAGAAAGAGCAGAUAAACAGGCAAACAGUGUGCAACACCAUGAGACAGCCGCCGCUGUAAAGCAGCAAGAGAAAAAAAGAAAGCGCGAUAGCGUACCAGCUAGCCAUCGAGAAAUCACGGCAACGUUGCAAUUGUAAAGGCAAAUCGGUAGCAUCGAGGCUUUUGUCAAGACCCUCUAGAUUUGGUACAUCUAUUAAGGAAUGGAUCUUACGAAUGGUUAAUCUGUGAAAUAACAAGGAUUACGUAUGUCGCAAAGCUGCAACUGUAUAUGGAAUAUACAAGCCAAAAAUGAGCCUCUUUCGUACGACGUUUCCAUUUGUAUCGCGGGAGCUUCUUAACUGGUUUCCUGGUCACAUGGGAAAGGGCAUGAAACAAAUGCAACAGAAAUUGAAACAGAUAGACUGCGUUAUAGAGGUUCAUGAUGCUCGAAUCCCGCUCACUGGUCGGAAUACGGAAUUCAAACACAAUAUCAGCGGUAUUAAGCCUCAUAUCUUGGUUCUCAACAAGAGUGACUUGAUUGAAAAGCACUUUGAAGGCAAAAUAAUCGAACGCCUACAGCAAGAAAAUCAAGAUACGAUGCACGUGUUGUUUACUAAUUGUAAAAACCAAAGCUGCCGAGGGCUUCGAAAGUUGAUGCCACUGGCGCAAACCUUGAUCAAUAGCUCUGAUCGCUUUAAUCGGUCAAGUCAGCGAGAGUUUUGCAUAAUGAUUAUUGGCGUGCCGAAUGUUGGGAAAUCCUCAUUAAUAAAUGUACUACGUAAUCGUCAUCUGAACAAAAAAGGAGCGAGUCAGGUGGGAGCUGUUGCAGGCGUUACGAGAAGUGUACUGAAUCGUAUCAAAAUUUGUGAAGAUCCAGCUAUUUACCUACUCGACACUCCUGGCAUUCUCGAACCAAAUAUCGCCGACACUGAAACAGGUCUUCGUCUAGCAUUGGUCUCGUGCUUGCAGGACCAUCUCGUUGGCGAAGAACUUAUUGCCGAUUAUCUACUCUUCCUGCUAAACAAGCAGCGCAAUUUUCGCUACGUUGAGAUAAUGGGUUUGUCUGAACCAACGGAUUCGAUAGCCUCCGCAUUAGUAGCCAGUGCAGUGCAUUUGAAUAAAAUGAUUCGCACGAAGCAGCUAGAUGGCACAAGCGUGCUGCGUCCCAACGUCAAUAUGGCAGCAAAACUAAUGCUAAAAUCCUUUCGCACUGGGGCUUUUGGCAAUAUUCUAUUAGACGAAGAUAAAAUAAUGCAUUCUAACAAUAAUAUUAGUUUAAAAAAUAUAUGACCAAAUUCCGGUUCGCCUGCCGGGGCUCUGCUCGAAAUAUCACUAACAUAAAGAGCAAUAUAUGGCCAAGAAGCCAAAAUUGUCAUAGUCGUUCGAUAGUAUGCCGAUACUGUCUACGAUAACUGAAUACAGAGAGUAAACAAAUAAAUCCAAAAUAGUUUUCGCCUGGAAAAUAAUUUGAAUUCGAUUAAUAAGAUAGAUUAACAUUUACUAUUUUCUAAUGUAUUGAAAUUCCAAAAACUACAAAAGAGCGUGAGUUAUCGUGAAAUCUAUAGUAUCAUAGCCGUGGUUUUUAUAAUGUUAGGCUCGCGUUAGAACCCCAGGUGAAAUUUGGGGUUCUAUGGCUGUAUUGCAAUAUUUUUUUAUGAGAAUAUGGUUUAUCGUACACCAAAAGAAACGCUGUAUUUAAUUUAAUGUAUUUAAUUCAUUAUUUAAAUAUGUUUUACAGAAUAAAUAGUUCGGAAAUUGAAUAUCCUAUCUUUUGGUGUA
Anopheles merus is the source of this 1951-nucleotide messenger RNA. RefSeq names its product mitochondrial GTPase 1. Gene Ontology annotation, molecular function: GTP binding; GTPase activity. The transcript is spliced from 5 exons. The record is from RefSeq and is a predicted model, not a curated record. NCBI's taxonomy places the organism in Eukaryota, Metazoa, Arthropoda, Insecta, Diptera, Culicidae. The coding region runs from base 482 to 1462 and encodes 326 amino acids. Gene Ontology annotation, cellular component: mitochondrion.